AUGGCAACGACAAAGUUUGAUGCGAAUACAACUGCAUUAGAAGUUGUUGAAAAUCUCAAUGUAAAUCUUGAGAAUAAAGUUGUGUUCAUAACAGGAGGAACAUCAGGUAUUGGUGUUGAAACAGCACGAGCAUUGGCAACGACGAAAGCACAUGUGUUUAUAACAGCACGAGAUAUAACUAAAGGAAAAGAAGUUGUUGAAGAAUUGAAGAAAACAACUGGAAAUGCUCAAAUUGAUGUUCUUGAACUCGAUUUAACUUCAUUAAAAUCUGUUGAACAAUGUGUUCAACAAUUUCGAACAUUUCAAUUACCAAUUCAUAUUCUCAUCUGUAAUGCUGGUAUUAUGGCAGUUCCAUAUUCGAAAACCGUAGAUGGAUUUGAAUCGCAAUUUGGUGUUAAUCAUCUAUCCCAUUUUUAUCUCGUGAAAUCUUUUUUACCUGAACUCGAAUUAGGUGCUCCAUCGCGUGUUGUUAUGGUUAGUUCAGUUUUAAAUAAAUUUCAAGGAAUCAAUUGGGAGGAUAUUCAAUGGGAACAAAAUUAUGACAAAUGGUUGGCUUAUGGACAAAGUAAAACAGCAAAUAUUUUAUUUGCUUUACAAAUGAAUGAAUUAUACAAAUCCAAAGGAAUUUCUUCGUUUGCAUUAAAUCCCGGUGCAAUUAUGACAAAUUUACAAAAUGUUCUGUCGAAAGAAGAACAACAGUCAAUGGGAUAUUUUAAAGACGAUGGAAGUUUAGCAGAUUUUUUUAAAAGCGUUCAACAAGGUGCAGCGACAAGUGUUUAUGCCGCUUUGGAUCCUCAAUUGGUUCAUUCCAAAGAAAUUUAUUUAGAAAAUUGUCAAGUUUCGAAUGUCGUCAAUGAUAACAAAACUGAAUUCGUUGGUCGUGCUACACACGCUGCGGACCUGAAUGAAGCAAAAAAACUUUGGAUUUUAAGUGAAAAUCUACUUGAGAAUUGCCGAAAAAGUUAA
Molecule: messenger RNA, 966 nt
Organism: Adineta ricciae
Lineage: Eukaryota; Metazoa; Rotifera; Eurotatoria; Adinetida; Adinetidae
Source: the annotation of a GenBank genome assembly